Messenger RNA from Funneliformis geosporum, 768 nucleotides. NCBI's taxonomy places the organism in Eukaryota, Fungi, Glomeromycota, Glomeromycetes, Glomerales, Glomeraceae. The record is from the annotation of a GenBank genome assembly.
AUGUAUACAAUUUCAUCAUUCUCACCAGAUACGAUACCAAAACCUCAUUCAUCAUCAGCAUUAGGAAGAAUAGGAACCAUCAAGUUAUUAAUUUUAGCAAUAGUAUUUCCAAUCAUGAUUCUUACAAUUGUAAAUCCCAUGUGGGUUUGCGUUUUCAUGAAAACACCUCAUUUACAUGGACCAAUCUCCAACGUAAAGGUCCAUGAUCAUACCAAGAAUUCACAUACCAAUACGCAAUUUCAAGGUGGGAUUAAAAUAACGAAAGAAACAUUGGAUAUAAUUGUCGCAUCAAAAGAUGGUCGUCAUUUACAAGAAUUAGAGACUUCUGUCACUAUAAUUGAAAACGUUACCCCAAACACCAAAAAUCAACCUAAUCAACAUAAUCAUGAAUCGAUCAUGGAUCGGAUUAGAGAAAGGGUAUUUAAGAAUCGUAACAAUUGCGCUUAUUUUGCUUUAACUGUCUUAUUAUUAUGUGCUGUUAUCAUCGGUGGGGUUAUCUUUUAUUUUAGAGAUGAUCGUAAGAUGUAUUAUGAAGAAAAAAAAUCAUCAACCUAUGACGAAAAGAAUGUCGAGGAAAAUAACAAUACCACGGACCAGGAUAAGAAUCUUACUCGAGUUUCAUUUCAUGAUGCUCAUUUUGACCCUACUACCACUCUUUCACCACCACUUUAUUCUUCCAAUACAGAUAAUGAAUUAAUCUCUGCCACGUCUUCAUCAAUUCCUCUAACAGAAAAUAUUCAAAAAUCGGUUGACGAAAAUAAUUUGUAA